This is a messenger RNA of Alexandromys fortis (reed vole), 309 nucleotides long. RefSeq names its product gamma-secretase subunit PEN-2-like. Gene Ontology annotation, biological process: Notch receptor processing. NCBI's taxonomy places the organism in Eukaryota, Metazoa, Chordata, Mammalia, Rodentia, Cricetidae. Gene Ontology annotation, cellular component: gamma-secretase complex. The record is from RefSeq and is a predicted model, not a curated record.
AUGAACUUGGAACGGGUGUCCAAUGAGGAGAAGUUGAAUCUGUGCCGGAAGUACUAUCUUGGUGGUUUUGCAUUCCUACCUUUUCUUUGGUUGGUCAAUAUUUUCUGGUUCUUCGGAGAGGCCUUCCUCGCCCCAGCAGAGCAGAGCGAGUAGUGCCAAAUCAAAAGCUAUGUUUGGUGCUCAGCUGUGGGCUUCCUCUUCUGGGUAAUUGUUCUCACCACCUGGAUCACCAUCUUCCAGAUCUACCGGCCCCGCUGGGGUGCUCUUGGGUACUACCUUUCAUUCACCAUUUCCCUGGGCACCCCCUGA